GUUUCCCACCGCCUCUUUCUGCCUUCCUCUCGCACGCUCUUUCGCUAUGCCACAUUACGAUAUUGCGACGCGUGCUCAAGCGCUUACGCUGAAGCUGAUCUUGCAGCUCAGCAAUGCGGAGAUUGAAGAGCUUACCGGUCUAAGUUCCCGCACGGUCAACAGCAUCGCGACUAAAGCACUGGAGCGUGGAUUUGAUCCGAAUGCACGGCCUGUCCUCAUUCUCGACAAGCACGUCUGCGACGCCCCUCGAACCGGCCGUCCUUCCAAGCGGAAAGUGAACCAGGAUGCGGAUGCUGCACAGCCUUAGGCAACGUACUCCGUCGUCCCUCAUGUGACAGACUGGCGUAUUUGCGCGCUUCUGGUAUAAAGAAGACGAAGUCCCGACAUGUACUGUGGAGCAUGGAAUUUGAGAUAGGAAUGAUUAAACACAAACACAGAAGGAGAUAACAAGCUCUACAACAAGACCUCUCGAGGCAAGGACUUCGAACCCCUGAAAACCGCAGUCAAUUUCCUGGCUUCAUCCCGGGGCAAGUGUCAGAGGAGGUACGGCGGGGUUCAGGCAGCCUUACCUGCGGUAUGGAACUACGGGGGUUUGCAUAUCACAGAAGCGAAUCUUAAGUAAGCUGGUCUGACCCACCUUGUUGGGGAUUGAGCUGGCC
This is a messenger RNA of Thermothielavioides terrestris NRRL 8126, 659 nucleotides long. RefSeq lists its product as uncharacterized. The transcript is spliced from 2 exons. The record is from RefSeq and is a predicted model, not a curated record. Gene Ontology annotation, molecular function: sigma factor activity; DNA binding. Gene Ontology annotation, biological process: DNA-templated transcription initiation; regulation of DNA-templated transcription. The coding region runs from base 47 to 307 and encodes 86 amino acids. NCBI's taxonomy places the organism in Eukaryota, Fungi, Ascomycota, Sordariomycetes, Sordariales, Chaetomiaceae.